Molecule: messenger RNA, 1890 nt
Organism: Zea mays
Lineage: Eukaryota; Viridiplantae; Streptophyta; Magnoliopsida; Poales; Poaceae
Product: bisdemethoxycurcumin synthase-like
Exons: 2
Coding region: 236-1444 (402 amino acids)
Biological process (GO): polyketide biosynthetic process
Molecular function (GO): acyltransferase activity, transferring groups other than amino-acyl groups
Source: RefSeq, a predicted model, not a curated record
AUGGCAAAUGAAUGCACACGGGUCCUGGCUGUCCCCUGCACUGCAUCUUUACACUUCCCGUAGCUCAGCAGCCCUGUAUGGCAACACCAAAUUUGGCUUCUUGCUUGCGGUAUAUAGACGAUGCACCACGUUCGUGUCUUUCAUCAACAGCUCUGCUAGCUGCCUAGCUUCUUGUAGCACUAGCAAGUUGUACUCCUCUCCUACCAAGUACUAGCAGAGUAGCUUUGUAGCAACCAUGGGAAGCGCUUGGGCCAACGUCCGCGAGAUCUGCCGCGCACAGCGUGCCGACGGCCCCGCAGCCGUGCUCGCCAUCGGCACGGCCAACCCGGCGAACUGCGUGCCCCAGGACGAGUUCCCCGACUUCUACUUCCGCGCCACCAAGAGCGACCACCUCACUGGCCUCAAGGAAAAGUUCAAGAGAGUUUGCCAGAAGCUGGGCGUGCAGAAGCGCUACCUGCACCACACCGAGGAGCUGCUGAGCGCGCACCCGGAGUUCCUGGACCGCUCCUCGCCGUCCCUCGACGCGCGGCUGGACAUCGUCAAGACCGCCGUCCCGGAGCUCGCCGCGCAGGCCUGCAGGAAGGCCAUCGCCGAGUGGGGCCGCCCGGCCGCCGACGUCACGCACCUCGUCGUCGCCACCAACUCCGGCGCGCACAUCCCGGGCGUCGACUUCCAGCUGGUCUCGCUCCUGGGCCUCCGCCCGACCGUGCGCCGCACCAUGCUCUACCUCAACGGCUGCUCCGCGGGCGCCGCCGCGCUGCGCCUCGCCAGGGACCUGGCCGAGAACAACCGCGGCGCGCGCGUGCUCGUCGCCUGCGCCGAGAUCACCGUCCUGCUCUUUGACGGGCCCGAGGAGGGCUGUUUCCAGACGCUCGUCAACCAGGGCCUGUUCGGCGACGGCGCGGGAGCCGUCGUCGUCGGCGCCGACCCGGCGGCCCCGGCCGAGCGCCCGCUGUUCGAGAUCGUGUCCGCCGCGCAGACCGUCAUACCGGACUCCGAGGGCGUCAUCACCAUGCACCUCACCAAGGGUGGCUACGGCGGCAACAUCUCCACCAGGCAGGUCCCCGUACUCAUCGGCGACCACAUCGAGCGCUGUCUCACGGACGCUUUUGCGCCGCUCGGCGUCGGCGCCGGAUGGAACGACCUGUUCUGGGACGUGCACCCGGGCUCGUCGGCGAUCCUGGACCAGGUCGACGCCGUGCUCAAGCUCAAGCCUGAGAAGCUGGCGGCGAGCAGACGUGUCCUCAGCGAGUACGGGAACAUGUUCGGCGUCACGGUGAUCUUCGUGCUCGACGAGCUGCGCCGCCGGAUGACGAAUGGGGAAGAGGAGGGGGCGCCUGCAGAGUGGGGGGUCAUGGUGGCGUUUGGACCCGGGCUCACCGUCGAGACGAUGGUGCUCCACCGAUCAGGCACCCCAGCCGAGACGAAACUAGGUGAGGCAUGAAAAGGUGGACGUGACCAAUUUGUGUUGGAACUUGGAUCAGGAUUGCAUCAUUGCAUGCAUGUUACUUGGUCAACAUAUUCCGACUAUGUCACUAUUCUUGACUUCAGCCUAUAAUAAAUUCAACUACAUAAACAACUGUUAAACUUUAUCUAGUUACAAAUACAGUACCGGCAGUGAGAGAAACUGUUGAGCAAUAUUGCUACAACUCCAACCAACCAGGUGACAAAUAUGUGUGACAGUUCUCCAACUGUGUUUGAUUUGAAACUAUGUCAAUGUUGAUGUCAAAGACCAUUUACAUGUCGAAUUACGACGAUAUUAUGUGAAUGUCGAACUAUGAAAAUACUAUGUGUAACGGAUGUUGGAACUAUUUGUUGAUGUUAAAGACUUGUUGUAAUGUGUUUGUGAAUGUGAGUUCAUGUUUGAGAAUGUGAAUUAAUGUUUGUGAA